AUGGACUGGGCGACGAAAUAUCUGCCGCAGCACUACAGAGAGCAGAUGUCUGAGUUUUUCGGCAAACGGGGUAGGAGCUGGCACAUUAGUGCUGUCAUAACACGCUCACAAGAGGAGGGCAAAUGUGAAGUUGAAUGCUUUGUGCAUCUCUUCAACACUUGCAAGCAAAACAGCUUCGCGGUUAUGUCAGUCAUUGAGCAUCUACUCAACACCAUCAAGAUCGAGUACCCUUCAAUUAACAAAGCUUUUUUACGAUCCGACAACGCUGGUUGUUAUCACAGUGGGCCCUUGAUCCUCAGCCUUCCGUACAUCGGGACAAGAUCUGGUGUAAUACCAUUACGCUACGACUUUUCCGACCCCCAAGCCGGAAAAGAUAUUUGCGACAGGAAAACUGCCCCCAUGAAAGCUCACAUCAAGAGAUGGGUGAAUGAGAAGCAUGACGUGAUAACUGCGGAAAAUAUGAAAGAGGCUUUAGAAUCCCACGGUGGCCUCAAAGGCUGUAGAGUAGCUGUUGUACAAGUUGAUACCACAAAGUCGGUCGGUGUGGAAAACAAAAUCCCUGGAAUCAGCCUUCUGAACAACUUCUUAUUUGAGGAAAGGGCUUGGAGAGCGUACAAAGUUGGUCCAGGUUGUUUCAUUCCGCAUGACAAAGUAAUUAUCGAAAGGCAAGGGGACACUGGACUGAAGGUAAUUCAACCUUUUGGUGCCAGAACGAAAGAACGAGGUACUAUUGCAGAAAACACUCGGCCUCUCACUUAAAUUUUCCCGUCCACGGAAACUGCAUGUGUUCUCAGUUUUAAAACACUCGAAGAGGUUGAACAACACAUGGAUUCAGGAAAACACGUAAGAGAGUUAGAAUCGGAGUCCCUGUAUGAUAGCAUCAGAAAAAAGUGGGCUGAGAGGCUUACCGGAGUUAAUGUAGCCGUCUUUCAUGAAACUGGAACUUACUCCGCAGAAGAACUAGACUUUUCAUAUCCCUCUUUGAGCAAAAAAGAUCAACAGCCAAUGGGAUGGGCACUCAAAACGGUGAAGAAGCCGUCGAGAAUGGAGGCUCAUGUAAAAGCGUAUUUGGUUCAGAAGUUUGACACAGGCUGUAGAACUGGGCAAAAGGCAGAUCCGGUUCAGGUCGCUCGGGAAAUGAAAAUCGUUAAGGACUAUGCUGGACAUUUGCUGUUCACCCCACAGGAAUGGAUAACAGCACAGCAGAUAAAUAGUUUUUUCUCAAGGCUAUCAGAUGUCCAGCGACAGACACAAAUGGAAAAAGAUACGAGUGAAUAUGCUACGAGCCAGGAAUUUACAGAGGAGGACCCGGAUUUAGAAGCGCUAGAAAAUGAAAUUGUGCUUGAGAAUCUACUUAUAGCAAUAAACCUUCAAGUGACUGCACCUCAGCAUCCUAUUGUUGUCCGAAACAGGAACUUGUGCGAACUUUCAAAAGCGAAGAAACUCAACGUACUGAUAGUAGCUGAGCUGAGAGAAAUGUGCGAAAGUCUUCAAUUAGAGGUCUCUGGUUCACUAGCGAGAAAGAAAUCAUUCAUCGAACUCUUAAAUUCAUAUGCUAAAGGAUGCACCUGUUUCACGCGUGAGGAAAAUGAGCGUUAA
Porites lobata is the source of this 1599-nucleotide messenger RNA. NCBI's taxonomy places the organism in Eukaryota, Metazoa, Cnidaria, Anthozoa, Scleractinia, Poritidae. The record is from the annotation of a GenBank genome assembly.